AUGUCUUUCUCGUCAUCACAAUCAUCAUCUUUGAGCAUGGGUCCCUGGGGUUGGGUUUUUGACGACCCUGUUAUGGCUGGCUGGGAUGAAUCGCCCUAUAGCAUGCCUAUCUCUUCACAACCCCUUGACGAGCUGUUCAACGUCUACUCCUCGGUGCCACUCUCGCGGGGCGUCUCGUCGGAGGGUAGCACCACCAACCCUCAAUCCCUCCCAGCCUCACCCUUGAGCGCCAAUUUCGAUUCCGUUCAAAGCAGCCCCGUCUUCGGACCGUGCUUUGACCAGUCCCUGGGUCACUUCGACUUCGUCCCGGAUCUCUCUCUCUCCCCUGGGUCGGCACCCGCAUCUUUCCCGAUGUAUCCCCAGACACUCAUGGAGAUCCCAAGGACCGUGCCAUAUCGGCAGAGUCCUCCCACCUCUGGCAUCCUCGCCCACUCCCGCUCCAUCGCUCACAAUGCUCGCCGAGCCCGCAGAGCUCGCCCGGCGACCAGACCCUCGGGGGGCUACGCCUGCCUAUCGGCCGGUUGCGGCUCUGGGCCCUUCAAUCGCUACGCUGACCUCGAGCGUCACUACCGCGACUGCCACUGUCCAGAGGAAGAGCGCGAGGCCUUCCCAUGUGACUACAAGAAGUGCCCGCGCAACGUGGACCCAUUCCGCCGUCGCGACCACUUCCGUGACCACCUCCGCGACUACCACAAGGAGGACAUGGAGAAGCGUGGCGUCCCCGUCACCGACGAAUGGCUCGACGGCCGCUACAUCCCAUCGGACUGGUGGCGCUGCAUCAAGUGUCUCGAGCGCAUCCACAUCGAGCCGCAUGGCUUCGAGUGCCCCAGCUGCAAAGUGCCCUGCCACGAGAAGCGACGCGAGAAGCGCCAGCGAGUGGCUUGA
Clonostachys rhizophaga is the source of this 885-nucleotide messenger RNA. The record is from the annotation of a GenBank genome assembly. Lineage: Eukaryota; Fungi; Ascomycota; Sordariomycetes; Hypocreales; Bionectriaceae.